UCGCAUACCAAAUCCUGGAUAUACCCCGAUUUUCACAUUUCCAUCUGUUCUUAUUACUAUUCCCAUUGCCGCGCGUGUUGCCGAUACCGAGACUUUCUCCCUCUUAGCAUUCCCAUCUCUAGCAUCUAAGAUUUACUUUCUUGUUCUUUCUGACUACUUAAUCUACCCCAGAUUUCUUGAUAUAGUUAAUCAGAACAAGCUAAAGAAGCGUCUUCACCAUCUUAUCGUAUUUUACAGUUUUACAUCAACACCCAAGAUAGUCAAGAUGGCAUCACCACAGAGAAUCCGUACUCCCGUCACCGAUCUUUUCAAGAUCAACCAUCCUAUUUUUCUCGCCGGAAUGAACGUCGCAGCUGGCCCCAAGCUCGCAGCUGCUGUCACGAAUGCCGGCGGUCUCGGUGUCAUCGGAGGCAUGUCCUAUAGCCCGGACAUGUUGAAGGAGCAAAUCGACGAGUUGAAAUCGUAUCUCAAUGACAAGAAUGCGCCAUUCGGCAUCGAUCUGCUACUUCCACAGGUUGGCGGCAAGGCCCGCAAAACAAACUAUGAUUACACGAAAGGCAAGCUCGACCAAUUAAUCGACGUCGUUAUCGAAUCGGGAGCCAAACUCUUCGUCUCCGCUGUCGGUGUACCACCCAAAGCCGUCGUCGACAAGCUACACAAGCACGGUAUUUACUACAUGAAUAUGGUCGGCCACCCCAAGCAUGUCCAAAAGGCGCUAGACAUCGGCUGCGACAUGAUCUGUGCGCAGGGUGGUGAGGGUGGUGGCCACACUGGAGAUGUUCCGACCACCGUCCUGAUUCCGGCGUGUGUGCAGAUUUGCAAAGGAAAAAAGAGCGUGGUAUCCGGCCAACAGGUUCCAGUCAUUGCCGCCGGUGGUAUCCAUAACGGCCAGAUGUUAGCCGCCGCGCUGAUGAUGGGCGCGAGCGCUGUCUGGGUUGGUACCCGUUUCAUCUUAGUCGACGAAGCUGGAGCGCCCGAGUCGCACAAGGAGUCGGUACGAACUGCCGGGUUCGACGACACAAUCCGAACCCUCAUCUUCACUGGACGGCCUUUACGGGUGCGGAAGAACCCGUAUAUCGAGAACUGGGAGACCGAGCGCCAAGCCGAGAUCAAGGAGUUGACUGCCAAGGGUAUCCUCCCCUACGAGCACGACCUGGAGAAGGUGGCGAAUGGCACGGCCGAAGGCUCAGGCAAGGAGAACGAAAGCGAAGAGGAUGUAGAUGACUUGAUGGACCAGUUCCGGCCCUACUUGAUGGGCAAGUGUGCCGCGCUGGUGAACGAGCAGAAGAGCGCAAAGGCCGUUGUGGAUGAAUUCAUUGAGGACGCCACAGCGAUGCUAAACCAAGGCGCCAAGAUGGUGGCGAAGUUGUAAGAGGGUUGCGACUAUUAGGGGGAAUCCUGAAAUAUUAAAUACCUUUGUAUAUAUCCACAAGCACCAUGUUUGAAGAUCAGUAUUAGCGCAGUGCGGUCCCUAUUGAGGACUUGGGCAGUAUAAUUGGGUGCGAUAGUUGUAUCAUUUUAUAUAUAGCAAUGCAUACAAAUUUCCUUGUAAAC
Daldinia loculata is the source of this 1554-nucleotide messenger RNA. Its product is annotated as NPD-domain-containing protein. The record is from RefSeq and is a predicted model, not a curated record. Lineage: Eukaryota; Fungi; Ascomycota; Sordariomycetes; Xylariales; Hypoxylaceae. The coding region runs from base 266 to 1372 and encodes 368 amino acids. The transcript has 3 exons. Gene Ontology annotation, molecular function: nitronate monooxygenase activity.